Molecule: messenger RNA, 1701 nt
Organism: Arabidopsis lyrata subsp. lyrata
Lineage: Eukaryota; Viridiplantae; Streptophyta; Magnoliopsida; Brassicales; Brassicaceae
Product: GDSL esterase/lipase EXL5
Exons: 5
Coding region: 292-1308 (338 amino acids)
Biological process (GO): lipid metabolic process
Cellular component (GO): extracellular region
Molecular function (GO): lipase activity
Source: RefSeq, a predicted model, not a curated record
AAUUUUAUACAACAAUAAAAAGAUGCACUAAAACAUAGUGAUAUUAUUAUUUUAGCAUUUUUUCUAAAUGUGAUUGAUAGAAUUAUUAUCUUCUUAAAAGCUAAAACAUGCUAACAUUCACUCGGUGUAUACUGAACUCUCAUGCUUUUUGCCUUGGACAAACAAAAACUAGACGUCUAAAAAUUGUUACAAAACUAUCAACUGAUUUCUGUAUUAAACAUAUAUAAGAUAAACUAAACACUGUCGGGGGAAAAAAAUUAUGAACUUAGGGUUCUAUAUGUUUAGAAAAAAAUGUUGUUGUUAGCAUUAUUUUCCACUUAUUUCUUAUCAAUAGAAGCUGUCCCGAAUGAAUCAUUUCCUGCGCUAUUGGCUUUUGGAGAUUCAAUGGUCGAUACCGGUAACAACAAUUACCUCCUCACUCUAAUGAAAGGAAAUUACUGGCCAUAUGGGUGGAAUUUCGACAAAAAAAUACCGACAGGAAGAUUUGGAAACGGAAGAGUUUUCUCCGAUAUAGUUGCUGAAGGUUUGGGGAUCAAAAGAAUUGUACCAGCUUAUCGUAAGUUGUACAUUGCUCCAAACGACCUUAAAACUGGUGUUUCUUUUGCAUCAGGUGGUGCAGGAGUUGACCCUGUUACAUCCGAAAUGCUGAGAGUUUUAUCGCCGGCCGCCCAAGUAAAAGAUUUCAAAGGCUACAUAAGAAAGCUAAAAGGCAUAGUAGGCAAGAAAAAAGCAAAAGAAAUAGUUGCAAACUCAGUGAUUCUUGUUUCUGAAGGAAAUAAUGAUAUUGGAAUCACAUAUGCGAUUCAUGAUGCUGGUAUGCGAUUAAUGACUCCCAAUAUAUACACCAGUAAAUUAGUUGGUUGGAACAAAAAAUUUAUAAAAGAUUUAUAUGAUCAAGGAGCAAGAAAAUUUGCGGUGAUGGGAGUGAUACCAUUGGGAUGUUUGCCUAUGUCAAGACUCAUCUUUGGUAGGUUCUUCGUGUGGUGUAAUUUCUUGGCAAAUACAAUCUCGGAAGAUUACAACAAAAAAUUGAAAAGCGGAAUUAAAAGUUGGAGAGGAGAAUCAGAUUUUAGGGGUGCUAGGUUUGUCUAUGUCGACAUGUACAACUCUCUUAUGGAUGUUAUCAACAAUCAUAGGAAAUACGGAUUUACACAUGAGAAGAAUGGAUGUUGUUGUAUGCUUACGGCAAUAGUACCAUGCUCCAAUCCAGAUAAAUAUGUCUUCUAUGACUUUGCUCAUCCCUCCGAGAAAGCCUACAAAACAAUUGCUAAAAAGCUUGUCGAGGAUAUCAAGACAGGCCUUGCUUGAUUUCUUACAAUGAUUUAUUUUCAUCGUGAUAAUUACCAUCAUUAAUUAUAUAUAUGAGAAGAAAAUUCACACAUGACGAUCUAUUUCUGGUUUUCUUGUUAAAAAGAAUGUUUAGUCCAAUUUAUAUAAUCAGGAACAAAGGCGUUCAAAUGAAUACAUCAGACUAGUCACGCUUCUUCUCAUCUAAGCUAUUUCAAAUGAAAAUAGUGCAACUCGAUCGCAUCAUACUUCAGUUGUUAAGCUUAAGCCUCCGGUUUCAAUAGUUGGCGACAUCAUCCGACUAUGAGAGCGAAGCUUCUUGAAGCUCAACUAAUAUCUUCUAUAUCUUUUCUCAUUUAGAAGUUGUAUACUGUAAAUGUUUAAACAAUUCCUCUGUACAGAUUUAAUUUUCAU